Messenger RNA from Penicillium brevicompactum, 294 nucleotides. RefSeq lists its product as uncharacterized. The coding region runs from base 1 to 294 and encodes 97 amino acids. The transcript is spliced from 2 exons. Lineage: Eukaryota; Fungi; Ascomycota; Eurotiomycetes; Eurotiales; Aspergillaceae. The record is from RefSeq and is a predicted model, not a curated record.
AUGACGGGCUCUUUGGGGGCACUCAGCCAAGCAGUCUUCGGGGGUUACGCCGCUACUUCUACCAACGGAGGACACGAUGAGCGAGCCACCGGGAAUAUACAGGACUUUAGUUCUGUCGCUAUCGACGAGGCUGCUUCGCUGGGGAAGGCUGCGACGAAGAUAUUCUACAGACAAUCUCAAAAAUAUGCUUAUUGGAACGGAUGCUCGACUAGAGGUCGUCAGGGGCACAUGUUGGCGCAGCGGUAUCCAACUAAGUACGACAAUAUCCUAGCAGGUUCACCUGCUAUCAACUAG